Molecule: messenger RNA, 884 nt
Organism: Lytechinus variegatus (green sea urchin)
Lineage: Eukaryota; Metazoa; Echinodermata; Echinoidea; Temnopleuroida; Toxopneustidae
Product: putative defense protein 3
Exons: 4
Coding region: 282-884 (200 amino acids)
Molecular function (GO): oxidoreductase activity, acting on metal ions
Source: RefSeq, a predicted model, not a curated record
UGCAAAGUCAAUAUACAUUGGCAGCGGUUCGUAAAAGUGGCCAUAUCGAAAAUCACUUAUCUGCUUCAUAAAAGUUGAGUAGGCCUAAGCAUCUCAUUGCAGUCUUAUUGUCUCUACGCGAUUCCUUGCACGGACUCUGAAAAUAACUCUUUUACCAAAAAAAAAUAUAUAUCAUCGACCAGUUCGACUAUCAAGACCGUCUGCUGCAAUAUUUUUUAUUAAUUAACUGAGAAUCUUUUUAGUGCUUUAGAGAGAUUUAUAAAGAAAUACACGGGGAGAAUAUGGGUUCAUCCAGUGUGAAAACAUCUCUGUUGCUAGUUGUCGUGGGCUUGUCAACGCUCUUCGCCGUCACCGCGGCAUAUCAAAAUGGUGCACCAGAUACAGCUUGUGAUACUGCCACACCAGGGCAUGUAGAUCAGGGUACAAGCACGACUAUAGAUCCUGCAGAUAACGCCAAUAGCCCCUACAGCUUCACCGUUGAAGGCUCGGAGUACAAUCCAGGAGGUGAACUUGAAGUUUCGAUCACGAUCGCUUCUGGUACGGACAGUUUCCAAGGCUUCUUGUUGCAGGCUCGUAAGGUUAGUGAUGACACCGUGGUGGGGACUUUCACGGCACCCGACGAUGAAAUUGGAAAACUUCUCACGUGCAACUAUCCAGGCAGUACAGUCACCCACACCAAUAACACAGAGAAGACAAUGCAAACCUUUACGUGGAAUGCCCCUUCAGACUUAACAGGGAAUAUUACAUUCUUUGGUACUGUAGCCCUUGACCACGAUACCUUUUACGUGGGGCUCGAAUCAGACGAACUGACUGAAGGUGCCGCUGUGACUCGAGAGCCAACAACUGCCGGGGGUAAGUGUAUUGAAAUUCAUAGAGGGUCUUGA